Paramuricea clavata is the source of this 7457-nucleotide messenger RNA. NCBI's taxonomy places the organism in Eukaryota, Metazoa, Cnidaria, Anthozoa, Malacalcyonacea, Plexauridae. The record is from the annotation of a GenBank genome assembly.
AUGAUUCGGCAGUUAGGACCUGCAUCAUUAUUUUGUAGUUUUUCGUCUGCUGAAACAAAAUGGAAUCAUUUACUAAGAAUCGUUGGUAAGGUUGUUGAUUACAAAGACUAUAGUGAUGAACAAUUAGAUAAUUUAAACUGGGAUGAAAAGUGUAGACUAAUUCAAAGUGACCCAGUAACUUGUGCAAGGCAUUUUGAUUACCAAUUUAAUACUUUCUUGAAAGAUAUUUUAAUGAGUGAAAUUGCCCCAUUAGGGAAACUGAAAGAUUGGUUUUACAAGGUUGAAUACCAACAGAGAGGCUCGCCUCACAUCCAUAUACUCAUAUGGCUUGCAAUGAAAAUGCACCUGUAUUUGGUGUUGAUAAAGAUGAAAAUGUAGUGAAUUUCAUUGAUCAAAUAAUAACUUGUAGAAAGCCUGAUAAUGACACUGAAUUAUUUGAUCUUGUAAACAGACAAACUCAUAGACAUUCUCACACAUGCCGAAAAAACUAAAAACAAGUUUGUAGAUUUAAUUAUCCUCAGCCAUCCAUGAGAUCAACACAGAUACUUUAUCUGAUUGAUGACAAUGCUUCUGAAACUGUCAUAAGAGCCAGAAAAUAUUAAGAAUAAACUAAAUGACUUAAAAGAGGGAGAAGACGUAACAUUUGAUCACCUUCUAAAAGAACUAGAUGUUUUAGAAUAUCAAUACAUUCUUGCAAUUCGAUCAUCACUAAAUUGUCCAACAAUAUUUCAAAAAGAAGUCCCAAUAAAUUAAGGAUUAAUAAUUAUAAUCCUGCUUGCCUCCAAGCAUGGAGAGCUAACAUGGACAUUCAAUUUGUACUGGAUGUAUAUGCCUGUGUAAUGUACAUUGUUUCGUAUAUUUCUAAGGCUCAAAAAGGAAUGAGUGACUUGUUACGUAACGCAUGUGCUGAAGCUAAGGAAAGUAAUUCCACCAUCAAACAACAGGUUCGUGACAUUGGCAACAAGUUUUUAAACUCUGUUGAAAUAAGUACACAAGAAGCAGUGUACCUCAUUCUGCAACUUCCCAUGAGAAAAUCUUCUCGAAAUGUUGUAUUCAUUAACACAUCUCCUCCAAGUGAUCGUGUUGAACUGUUGAAACCUCUCAGUGAGAUUGAGAAGAUGUCAGACGAGUCUGAAGAAAUUCACUCUGAUGGACUUCUGAAACGAUAUGUAGAACGACCAGACAGUUUGAAAUAUAUUACAUUAGCUGACUGGGCAGCUUGGUACGACUCAUCUGGGCUGAAUAAGUAUAAUACUAGAAGUUACUAUCGCAAGAAAAAUGCUGCCUCACCCCCAAGGGAUCAAAGGCAGCAUGCACAAUUCGCUGAAUAAGGGGCUGUUUAUAUGAUCCCGCUUUGCCAGGACGAGAUAUGAGGCCAGCUGAUUUUGAUCAGGGAUGCCGGAAGUUGCUGAGGGCAAGGGGUGCAAUUGGUUAACAAGAGGGCAUACUCUUUAAUAAAAGGCACCAAUGAAAAUGAAAGGGCGUCAUGAUCCUACAAUCGUGUCAACCUCCCUCCCCGUCACCAAUUGUUUUCGGACCGAAUACAAUUAUUUAGGCACAAUUCCUCCGUAAUUUCUCGCCAAAAAUUCCAUAAGUUAUGCUUUCCGUUUCACCUUUCGCCAAAUGGAUAGCAAUUUUGCCGAAUUCCUGACGACUGGGGGGUGGAACACCCCCACACACAUCCUCGAACGACAUUUAAUUCUGUCUGUUGUAAAAGUUUUGAGCACCCGUUACACCCAUAGUCUGCACCCGCACUGCACCCACAAAGUUGAAAAUGCAAAAGGCAAGGGGUGCACUUGCACCCGCUGCACCCGUGGUUCCGGCAUCCCUGAUUUUGAUGUACUUAAAUACGUCACAGUGCAUGAUUCAGCAAAAAAACUACACUAUUUUCUAGAGAUGGACUAUAGUUAACUGUAAACGAAAGGUUGCCUGUUCAAGCAUAAUAUAAUCUUCUUGAACCACAAGAUCUUCUCUAUAACAUUUGAGUUCUGCUAACCAGCAUUUGAACUUUCAUUUAGCCUAGUGACUGAUAUUUCAAUACAUCAAAAUCAUUGUUCCUUCCAUCAUGCAAACAGCCCCUAAGACGCCUGUUCAGGAGGUAGGAAAAGGGCAAUUUGAAUAUCAAACAUCUUGCACAAAGUCGAAGGGUGGGCAUGGGUGGCUAAAAGUAUACUAAAACUGUCUGUACCAGUGUAGGUAGUACCAAUGUGAAAAUGCUGUGCUGAGUGGUUAUAUUACUACCUUAAAAAAUAAGCAGAAACUCGACGUUUCGAGCGAAGGCACUUCGUCAAGAGUUAGUAGCCCAAAAGUAGUCUAAUUCUACUUUCUUGGCAUUUGCGGUUUUAUAUGAUUAUCUUCAAUGCUUAUAACUUCUUGCUUUUGUAUAAUUAUAAUACUGUCAGUGGUGAAGUUAGCCAUAGCAACAGGUCACGCUAUGCAAGUUUUUAAUGAUUUGCAUUAUUCAAAAUUAUAGAUGCAGGUUUAUCAGCAUAGCAUGGCCAGUAAUUGCCAUGGCUAGCUUGCCACUGAAUAUUGUACAAUGUUUAUAUGAAAAUGCUAAGUCAGGUUUUGUUCCAAUUAUUGUUUUAAUGCCACCUUCAAGGCUGCCCAUAUUACAGAACAACCGAACAAUAUGCUAAUGGGGAGACAAGAUCUAUUUGUUGACAUUUCUAAUUGUGAGCAUUAUCGAAAAAUAUAAAUACACUCUGAAAUGUAGUGACACAGCCAGAUGAAUAUAUGAAUGUAGGCCGGUAGGAUUAUUUCAUAUUAUGCUAACAAUGGACAUAAUCUCAGAGGCCUCAAAGAUAUAUAUUGUAUAUAUAAACAGGCAGUCAUAUCUUGUAUAAAUACAAAAGUCAGUUGUCAUACUAUUACAUGUAAUUGCUGGUAAGUGAAUAUUUAAAGUGCAGACAACAAUCCACACUGGAUUGCUCUAGGAAUCUUAUUACAGUAAGCCUGAUUUAACAACAUUCCGCGUUUGUUGUUAAACUAUAAACAUCUAGAAGUGAACACAAUACUCAUCGUCUUGGCACAUAUAAUGAUAUAAACAAACAAAUAAACUGAGUGCAUUUUGACUCCUUGUAUAAAUAUAUUAAAGGCAUUAUUGACGAAUAGAUCAGGCGGGCUAUUAUUAAAACUGCCAGUACAUUCAUGAAUUAUAGUACUUCAGAACUCCUUAUAAGUACAUUUUGUCUCCUUGAAUAUGACAUAAAAUUAUCAAAUGUUCUACAAACGAGUGAAACGACCAUGCGGACAAUGCGAAUGGGAAUUAUUUCGGGCUGUAAGAAGCGCCGUAAACUCAUAAAAGCACAUUGCUUGCCUCCAGAAUGAACGCUAAACAGUUUAUCGCCUUGAUGGAUAUUUAUAGCACAAAGAAAUAAAGCCAUACUUACCUGGUUUCUUCGGGAAAUGUUCGUAUAUUUUGCAGAUCCAGAAUAAAGAGUUUGCAUAUAUGAUAUUAUGUGCACGCAAUUUAAUAUUUUUCUCGCACUCCCCCCGUCCGUUCCCCCCCGGAAUUACGACAUCUUAACGGACAGACACAAAUCGAAAUCUCGACAAUACAUAGAUCGGCGCGAAAGACUGGGUCGAGUGAACUCUGGAGAAACCUUCAUGCCAAGAUUAGGAGUGCUGCCUUCGGCAGCAAAUACCAUAGUUGCCUCGAAAUCCUUUGCCUCGCGAGGUACGAUUAAUCACUAAUUUACCUCAUUGCUAAAACAUGGAGUAAAAUUAGAACUAAUUUUACCACGGGCAAAAUGCAAAAAACCCUGCAUGCUUGAUGAGGGAAAUUUAGAAGACAAAAGCGUACCACCUCAUUACCUCUGAUUGGAGAGCUGUACCUCAUCGAAAAUCAUCGGCACAACUAUGGACAGUAUCUGACGACACCGUCCCGUACACAUUCGAACAAUCACUUUGCCAGCUUUUAUUCCCUAAUCUUGAACAUUACAAUAGUGGGAGCAAAUUCCGUUUAUGCGCAUAACUAAAACGCCAAUGGACACGGAGAUGUGUUUCUGCGCAUAUGAAAAGUGUUCGUACCACAAUCAUAAGACAAUCAAACAGCAUUCAAAACAGGCAACACACCACGCGCUGAUUCCCUCGGCAACUAUGGUAUUACAACGUAAUAGCAUGGCAUUACACAGGGGGCUGAGGAACUGACCUUGUUAUUUAAAAAAUAAAUUUUUUGCAGCAAAAAAAGGCAAAAAUAUCAUUAAAUAACUACUAUAUUAUAUUGGUUGAAGUUAAAUGAAGUAAUAUAACUUGCACGUGGACCUCACGCCAAAUUACUGCGGGCGCGCACGCUUACGCUAGAUUGUUUACAAGCUAUAUAUAAUGAAAGGGACGAAACUUCCAAAUUUAGAAUUCGGACAUCAUUUUCGAAACAUCAUAAUUCGCUUAAAAUUCUACAGAAACACACCAAAAAAAAAGAAAAUAAUAUUUAACGAAAGAAAUCUGGGAAAAUAGUAGUUAAACCUACGAAAAUAACGAAUAAAAUGCUGGUAUAUAUUUCGCUAUUUUCGUAUGAUGUGCACCGCAACAACUAGUGACGGAAGUGACGAAAGAGUUGAAUUUUGAAUUGCGCAUAACAGGAAGUGGUUUUACGCGAUUUUACGCAGGCAAAGCGCUUUCCUCGAACGUAUAUUUGACAGCUCAGCUGCGAACUUUGUUUUGGUUUUUGAAUAUAAAUGGUGAUAAUAAAAGGUAAGACUGGUAUUAUAAUAUAUUACAGGUGUUUUCAUGUUCAAAUUGGAGUACCAUAUGAUUUUCCUGUGGUGUUGAUGUUUAAUAUGUACUCAGCCUCAGGUGAUGUUUCUGGGGGCCGGUUGUACGAAGCCCGUUUAGCUUAAUAAUAUCCUAUGCGGAUAAGACCAAAGUAUCGAAGAAGUUUAUUCCAAUUAUUAUCUGCACCCCCCUGUUGAGGAACCCCUUUGUAUUCUUGAAGAAUAUUUUGAAGUGUCACAAAUGACUGAGUACUGUCUGCGUCUGUUCGGUAAUUUAUUCGAAGUCUGCAAGUAUAUAGUAUAUUUCUUUCUUAUUUAAAGUAGCGAAGGUAUGAAAUGUUAUUAUAUAUGAGAAACAUACUAUAUUAAAUUAAUAGUAUAUAUUUAGCUAGUAUAUAUUUAGAAAUACGUUUUUAUACUGGUUUAAAUUAAUAUUAUAGUGUUCAGUUAUUUUCAAACAUCUUACCAAUUUGAAACAAUAACAUGUUUUUCUCUGUUGUACAACUUCGGUUUUUUAUUAAAUUUAUUGUUUAUUUCUAUAUGGGACGCGUGUCGUUUAAGAAGAGAUCUGUCCAUUCUACAAUAUAAAUAUUUAAAUUUCCCUCCACACCUGUUGUUUUUUAAAAAACAGAAUAUAAUUAGCAACGGAAUUUAAGUGGAAUCACUUCCUGUACGUCACUUCCGUCACUAGUUGUUGCGGUGCACAUGCAACGAUGCAAUAUUGGAUGUUUCUUCCCUUUCUCAAUUUUCUUUCGUCCCUCCCUCGGGUGCACAUCGUUUCCCGAAGCAAACUUCGUUUGUGAUUCGGGCAAUGCAAGCCUGCAGUAUAGUGGGUUGCGGUUAUACACGAGUUCCAAAACAAAACUUCGAAUUUGAAAAUAUAUAAACUUAAUAUACAUGUGUGAUGUUUUUAUAUCUUGAAUUAAGUGGAAUUAAUUGAUGGAUGAAUUCAAUUAAUUGCAAAAGAUGAUAUUUAGAUAACAAGGUAAGUCAUUCGAUUGUUUAUUUAAAGUAAAACAAAACACGAUCGUUCCUCUGCCCCCUGUGAGCAUUACGGUCGAUUAGUGAUGAAAUGUCCCUCAAGCCUCGAGAGGUUUAGUAAAAGUCCCUCGGCGCUACGCGCCUCGGGACUUUUAUUAAACCUCUCUCGCCUUUCGGGUACAUUUAAUCACUAAUCGCCCUGAAUGCCAUGCUAUUACUUAUAAGAAAUCUGUUAAAAAUCAGAUAUUGACAACCUUCCUUUGGAAGAUGAAGAUGAAAAUAAUGAUGAUGACCUAGGUGUUCAAAACACUGAAAGUUGUGUUUCCUCUAAAAAGUCUAUCAAAAGAAGAUCACAAGCAAGAAUUAUCCGCAGUGUUUGGUUUAACAAAGAAUCUCAACCAGAAAAACAUUAUCGUGAGUUGAUCAUGCUUUUCACGCCAUGGCGAAAUGAACAGGUGGAUUUAAUGGGAGCUUACUCUUCCUUUGAAGAACAUUACGAAGCUCGUGUGAAAUCAAUGAACAAAUGCAACAAUAUGCGGUUUGUAGUGAAGAUUUAAAUGGAAUUCAACAUCAUUUACAAGAAUGUGAUGAUGAUGCGUAUGACACAAUAGCACCAGUUACACAAGACACUGAACGUCGGGAUGAGAACGAAGGUAAUACAGAUACACAUCCAGAUUUAAAUGAAACAUAUGAUGUCUCUGAAGACUUGGGUAUCCCAUCAAGGUUGCCUAAUAAUGAACCACUCAUUUUAACUGAAAUGGAAGAUGAUGAAUACCGACGUUUGGUCCAAAUGCUAAACAAGAAACAGAGGGAAUUUUGUACCAUGCUUUACAUUUAAUGAAGAUAUCUGAUAAUCCAUUUUAUGCCUUUUUAAGUGGAAGUGGAGGGGUUGGUAAAUCUCAGUUGAUUAAGUCAAUUUAUCAGGCUGCUUUAAAGCACUAUAACAAACGAGCUGGCGAAGACUUUCGUCGCGUUCAAGUAUUAUUGCUUGCUCAAACAGGAAGAGCAGCUUAUCUAAUUAAAGGAAACACAAUCUAUAGUGCCUUAUCAAUUCCAGCGAGCCAAUCGCUUAAAAUUUAUAAACCACUGGACUCUGGUAGGUUGAACACUUUACGGUGUGAGCUGGGUCCACUAAAGUUGAUAUUACUUGAUGAAAUAUCAAUGGUUGGAAACAGUAUGUUUACAGUACAGUUAAAUAACCGUUUAAAAUAUUUAAAAGGAAGCAAAGACGACUUUGGUGGUGUUAGCAUUAUCACAAUCGGUGACUUAUUUCAACUUAAACCUGUCAUUGAUGGCUACAUUUUCAAUGAUCUCCAGUCUUUAAACUAUUAUAGUGUUCUUGCUCCAAAUUUAUGGAAAAAAUAUUUUAGAAUGUUUGAACUUGAUGACAUCAUGCAACAAAGAGAAAGUAAGAUGUUUGCUGGAAUCUUAAACAGGUUACGAGAAGGUAAACAUACAACUGCUGAUCUUCAAAAGUUGAAGGAAAGAUGCGUUCAGGAAUCGAAUUGUCCUCAAGAAGCUCCACGCUUGUUUAUUCAAAAUGCUUUAGUAGACAAAUAUAAUGAACAAGUAUAUGAAUCAUUUACUGAUAAUAGAUAUACAAUUAAAGCUCAAGAUAGUGUUAUUGGGGCAGCUUCUACUGAACUUAAGGAAAAAAUAAUGAGGCAAAUACCUUAUGUUCCGUUAAGAAAUUCUAAACAGUUAGCUCACAAGUUAAAACUUGCUGUUGGGCAAUGUACGGAAGUUGCAACAAAUGUAUGA